This is a messenger RNA of Schistosoma mattheei, 1006 nucleotides long. The record is from the annotation of a GenBank genome assembly. Lineage: Eukaryota; Metazoa; Platyhelminthes; Trematoda; Strigeidida; Schistosomatidae.
AUGGAUCCAGGUGUUUCCCAGUUAGCGAUUGAAUGCCAACAUAUAAGUAAUGUGACAAAAGAACUCGAGUUUCUCUCACUAUUGCUCACACACGCUACAUCUUACAACAGUAUGGAAAUCAAUAAUUUAAAUAGCAAUAUGCCUGAAACAAGCGGCAUGAAGACAUUCUUCAGGAUUUUAAGUCGUAUAUGCAGGGAUUGUGGAGGCAUUUGGACAGUAAACGAAGAGUUGGACUGGUUGGUAUUCUAUUUAUUUGCUCGUUGCUAUGGAUGGAGCGACAUUGAUUUAAAUGAUGUGCGAUCCCAGAUGCUGGUACCAUCAACGGGACAUAGGUAUAGAAACGUAUCAAAAGAUGAAGAGCUGAGAAUGAAAGAUAAAGUCAUCCAAAUCACCACGGAGCUAAUUUAUUUGAUAAGAAGUCUUCCUCUUUCUCUGGCUGGUUUAAAAAUGCUCAUCAGUUCUAUGAAUUUAGCUCGUGGAAUGCACCAUACUCGAAAGCAAAUAGCGUUACAUGCUAUCGAUUGGUUGACGUUUGGAUUACAAACGGAUGGGGGAGGUGUGAAGGCGACUACAAGUCCUAGAUUCACUCAGAAAAUUUCUACAACACAGCCAUUUCUACCAGAAGAUUCAACUCCAGAAAGCAUGUUUAUGACGGUAAAAGAUCUUAUUUGGAAUUGUUGUACCGAUAAUAAUCGUAGUAUCCGAAUGGGGACUUUGGGACCAUUAUAUAUCCUGUUUGGACAACUUUCGACAAAUACUAUUAUACGAUUGAUCAAGCUAUCAGUUGAGAUAUUGGAGAAACCAGAAGUCUGUGCUAGCGAAGUAACUGAAGGUGUCAUAGAUAUACUUAAUGUUUUGCUGAGAAGGUUGGUGCCCAGCGAGCAAUUAUGUAAUUCAAGGACAUCAUUAUCUGGAAACACACUAAUGUCAAAAACGAAUCUUUCUGCCUAUAAAUUUUCAGAGGAGUACGUUCAGAAUCAGUUGUUUCCAAGACUGAGUACGAUGA